AAAGAUUAUCCUUUAGAGAUAAAUAGUUGAUCUAGUUACUAAUAUGAGACCAGUAAGCUGAAAUCCUUCCGAGUCUUCUUAUAAAAAAAAUCUCAAUCUCAACGCUUCAAAAAAGAAAAAAAGAAAGAAAAAACCUCUGGAAAAGGAAUCAAAAUCCAAAACAAUGUACUCUUCAUAUUCUCUAUCAAAACGCCUCAUUUAUGUCCCUAUCCUGGCCAUCCAAUUCCUCCUCGUACGCAGCGUUUCAUCACUAAACCUUACCAAUGAGUAUCUUAACCACAAAUGCUUCGUCAGUGAAGGGAAAUAUAAGCAUGGUGAUAAGUACGAGAAUAACCUCAACGUUCUCAACAAGAAUGUCCUUUCUUAUGAUCUUACUAGCGGUUUUCUACACGUUUCUCAUGGCGAGGGUCCUGAUUCCGUCACCAUCAUAUUACAAUGUCGUGGCGACUCCUUCGGGUCGAAUUGCCGCUCUUGCUAUACCACCGCCAUCGACGGGUUUCAUAGGAGAUGUCAGAGAAACAAAGGGGGAAUUAUAUGGUACGACCAAUGUUUUCUUGUUAUUUCUACGAUCAAACCCCAACUCCCAAGGAAGAUUGAUUUCAAAAACACUUUCUCAAUGCACAACCCAAACAACGUGAGCAGUGAACCAGGAUCGUUUGACAAGAUGACAAGGGAUUUCCUCUACAAGCUGGUGCAGAAAGCCUCUUAUCCAACCGUGGUCGAACACCAGUCUACAUAUUAUGCUGCGGGGGAGAAAAAACUCGGGAAAAGGAAGCUGUAUGCAAUGAUGCAGUGUGCAUCGGACAUAUUGCAAUGUAAGGUUUGUUUGGAAUGGUGUAUCAGAGAGCUUCCCAAGUGUUGUGAUGGUAAACAAGGAGGGAGAAUUUUGGGUAUGAGUUGUAAUCUUAGGUAUGAGCUAUACCCUUUUCUUCGGCGUUAAAAGACCGUUUGAUGUUGAUACAUAACACAUUAACUUGACAACUUUCCCAAUUUUUUUUUUUUUUUUUUUUUUUUUUUGCUUUCUAAUUCUGUAUUUUUGGUAAAGUUUAUAAUUGUUGAUCUUUUCAUUUUCUCAAUGACUGCAAGUUAAUUAGUUGGCUCUUUGUAAACAUUUUAUGUCAGU
This is a messenger RNA of Arabidopsis thaliana (thale cress), 1123 nucleotides long. Its product is annotated as cysteine-rich repeat secretory protein, putative (DUF26). Gene Ontology annotation, cellular component: extracellular region. The coding region runs from base 164 to 940 and encodes 258 amino acids. The transcript has 2 exons. The record is from RefSeq and is marked reviewed. Lineage: Eukaryota; Viridiplantae; Streptophyta; Magnoliopsida; Brassicales; Brassicaceae.